Messenger RNA from Talaromyces stipitatus ATCC 10500, 1101 nucleotides. RefSeq lists its product as uncharacterized. The record is from RefSeq and is a predicted model, not a curated record. The transcript has 3 exons. Lineage: Eukaryota; Fungi; Ascomycota; Eurotiomycetes; Eurotiales; Trichocomaceae. The coding region runs from base 1 to 1101 and encodes 366 amino acids.
AUGCGUGCAGCGAGUGCUCCUGCAGAGGAUAGCCUCGUGAUGGGCCUGAUCGAGGACCUCAACGGCCAUCUGCAAGAAGCGGUCCACCAGCUCUCCGCGGAGCUGACGACUGCCAGAAACGUGAUCAAUACCCAACAGGGCCUCAUUACUACUCUCAACGCUAGGCUAGAGAGCCUUGAAACUUACGUGAACGCGCUACAAAGCCGUCAGAUCCUACCACUCGACCCCUUCACUGCAACGCGUGAGGUUGCGGCGCACGGGCCACCGCCAAGAGCCGCUUCCACGGGAGGUUUAGCGUCCACCCCAAUACAGCUAGAUGCCGCGCCUGAGAGCCGCGCGAUAAACUCAACCGCACCUCAGCCGCAGCCGCAAUAUCAGAAUCCAACAAAGGCUACGAAACAAGCCGUACAGCCACCUGAGGGCCCCAAAAAAUAUAAGAAACAGGCCUUGGCACCCUCGAAGGCUCUGUCAACAACUAAUUUGAAGCCCGUAAGUACCCGGAGCAAGGAGGAGAGGCGCCUAAUCUUUAGACGACGAUAUCCUAAAGAUGCUCCUACCGCAUUGAAAGCCGAUAUCCUCUUAGCCCUUAACCGUGCCCUUGCUAAGGCAGGUUUUCCUGACUUUGUAAGAGCGGUCGAUUCUGGAUACGCGGCCUCAGGGGCCUUAACAGUGCUCCUAGAGCGAGGCACUCGCAGCAGCACCCUCGUGCCCGUCUACAACGAUACUCUACUAGCCGCUGUAAGGCAAACAGAUCCAGCAGUUAUUUCCGUGGAGAUUAGCGAACAGUGGCACCGUGUUAAGGUACAGGCAGUGCCUGUGGACCGCUACAUGUAUAAUGACCAAGGCCUAGCACUAGCCCAAGAAGAGAUUGAGCUGGGAACACCAUAUAGGCUUAAACGAGAGCCAACGUGGCUCAAAAGAGCUAAGACUAUACAGGCUAGCAACCAGAGAUUUGCCACGAUUGUGAUCACACACCUUAUUGGGAGUCAAAUCCUGAGAGUAUCUGCCCCCGAUGCUGCGGAAUCGGCUACUCCGGCUUCAUGGCUUGUGGUGGCAGGCCUCCUAGAUGCGCGAUCUGCGCAGGUGACCAUGAGGCAAUAG